AAGCCAUACGGAAUGCCGAGACGAGACUCACUGCGAGCAACUUUGCGUACUCGAAACUUGCUCAAGGUGUGCGUACAUGAAAAUCUGCAUAUGUACUCAGAGCGUAGGCGCUAGGUUACGGACUCGCGUGCUAGCCCCGAAAUGAUUCGGACUCGCGUAGGGUUGAGAGGUACAAGGUGAAGCACAGACGAUUAAUGAGGACAAGAUAGCGGAAAAUGAGUGAACCCUUGUUAGUUUUCGACCCACAGCCGGUCCACAUAUUGCUGUUAGUGUUUGGCCUCUUCACAAUUGUUUUCGCGACUUUCGGGCGCGUCCUUAAGGAGCGGCUCUUCCUCACCGAGCCGCUAUGCGCCACCUGCAUAGGCAUCUUCAUAGCGGCCGCGGCGGUGGGCAUUGAGACGCGGCUGGACCCGGUGCACAAUGAGAGCACGCGCAUCGUACUGCUGGAGUUGACCCGGCUCACCAUCGUGGUGCAGGUCAUGACCACUGCGCUGGAGCUGCCCACGGGUCUGGUGGUACGGCAAUGGCAGGCGCUGCUGCUGCUGCUGGGACCCGUGCUGGCGGCGGGCUGGUGGCUGGCCAUGUUGCUUGUGUGGGGCAUCAUGGACUUCGAGUGGAAGGAGGCGUGCUUGAUUGGCGCGUGUGUGACGGCCACAGACCCUGUGCUGGCGCACGCUAUCGUGCAAGGCACCUUUGCUGAGACGCUGCUGCCGGGCCGGCUGCGCGACCUCAUGUCCGCCGAGUCCGCCGCCAACGACGGCUUUGCCUACCCCUUCGUGAUGCUGCCCGUGCUGCUGCUCACACAGCCCGCCACACCGCACCUGGCGGCAGAGUACCUGGUGACUGUGUGGCUGUGGGAGAUUAUCACCGGCUGCGUCAUCUGCGGCCUCAUCGGCUUCAUCAGCGGCACCAUCCUCAAAUGGGCGGACCGCAAGGGCUUUGUGGAGAAUACCUCGCUCGUGGGGUACAGCAUCGUGCUGGCACUCAGCGUGCUGGGCGCGGGCCGCUGCCUUAACAUCAACGAGAUAUUGGGCUCCUUUGUGGCUGGCGUCGCCUUCGCGUCCGCACUGGACGCACGCGACCGCAUCGCCGAGCUGCAGAUCCAGGAGACUGCAGACCUGCUGCUGGGCAACUUGUUCUUCCUGGCGUUCGGCGCCUCCAUCCCCUGGGACAGCUGGGGCGACGUGGGCUUCGGGGCGGGCCAGAUGGUGGGCGUGGCGCUGGCGGUGCUGGGCCUGAAGCGGCUGCCUGUGCUGCUGGCGGUGUACAGGUUGAUGCCCAGCGGCCUCCACACGGUGGCGGAGGCGGCACACUUCGGCUGGUUCGGCCCGGUGGGGGUGGCGGCUUUCUUUUACGCGCUGGAGGUCAUUGAAAAGGUCGGCGGCGACACGGGCGAGCGCUGCUACGUGCUGCUCACGUGGAUCAUCUUCGUCUCCAUCAUCAUCCACGGAGUCAGCGGCGUGCCCUUCACAAAGCUGCUGUCGCCGGGCAUGGACCUGAGCGAGGAGCACGCGCGCGAGGCGGCGGCGAAGGCGGCCGCGGCGGAGGCGGCGGAGGCCGCGGCGGCGGCGGCUGACGGGGGCGUCAUAAAGGAGCUGGCGGCGAGUGGGGACAGCAGCAGUGGCGGGGAGGUGGCGCUGCAGGUGCACCACCUGGCAGCCGCGGGGGCUGGGGCGGCGGCGGCGGCGACGGCGGCGAGGAGCGGUGUGGCGAAGGCAGCUGGAGGCGUGCGGGCGUGGUUCGGGCGCCUGGCGGCAGCGGUAGGCUGCUGCGGGGAGGGAGGCCCUGCGCCCGCGGCGGCCGACACGCACGGGCUCAGAGCAGCGGGCACUGCCGGCGGCGUGGGCGGGUCAAGUCGGUACGCCAUGUAUGCGUCACCCAGCCUGCGUGCAGCAGGUGCGGCCGGCGGCACGGCACGCGUGUCGUUUGCGCCGCGGCGUUACCACCAACUGGCGACCGCGUCAGUGCCGCUGCCGGCUGCUGCUGCUGCGGGUGGUGCGGUGGGGAAUGGGAGCAUGCACCGGAAUGGGAGUCAGCAGCGAGCUACAGGGCGGCAGGCAGCGGUGCCGCAGCAGGUCGUUGCAGAUGCCGAGGCGCCGCCACCUCGUCAGCCGCUCUGCGGGGAGGCAGAGAUGGUCUCAGCCCGCGCCUAAUGGCGACUAUGUUUACUCGUGUUUGUUGGUUGCUGUCACGCAAGACUAGCUAGCAGGUUUUAGUGGUGUGGUGCAUUUAGUCGUUCCGUAUAAGCAGGAAGACUCUUGAAGUAAAUGAGAUGCCUUAGCAGGUGUGUGCAUACGGCAAUGUUGCGUGAGUGACUCCCUGUUGGCUGACACGGCGAAAGGACGUACAUAUAAGGAUACAGAUACAGCACUGGGGUGG
Messenger RNA from Chlamydomonas reinhardtii, 2379 nucleotides. RefSeq lists its product as uncharacterized. Lineage: Eukaryota; Viridiplantae; Chlorophyta; Chlorophyceae; Chlamydomonadales; Chlamydomonadaceae. The transcript is spliced from 12 exons. Gene Ontology annotation, cellular component: plasma membrane. Gene Ontology annotation, molecular function: sodium:proton antiporter activity. Gene Ontology annotation, biological process: proton export across plasma membrane; sodium ion export across plasma membrane; regulation of membrane potential. Bases 216 to 2153 code for a protein of 645 amino acids. The record is from RefSeq and is a predicted model, not a curated record.